Molecule: messenger RNA, 3775 nt
Organism: Eleginops maclovinus (Patagonian blennie)
Lineage: Eukaryota; Metazoa; Chordata; Actinopteri; Perciformes; Eleginopidae
Gene: clmnb
Product: calmin b
Biological process (GO): nuclear migration
Cellular component (GO): cytoplasm; nuclear outer membrane; meiotic nuclear membrane microtubule tethering complex
Molecular function (GO): actin filament binding
Source: RefSeq, a predicted model, not a curated record
UCAGUAUGGUGGCUUCAACUGGUGAAGAGGUCUAGAUAGACUUUUCUAUUCUAAAACAAGUUUUGGUUCCAGGUUGAACUGAAAACCGCAAAAAAAGUUUCCACUUGCCUCAAUUAUGCAUAAUAAGUAAAAUAAUGAGGGAAAUCCUGGCUGCAUCUGCUGAUUCCUGCAGAGAGAGUAAGACUUUUCACUCCCUAAAGCGUGAGCUGAACAUGCUUAUGCCAAUGAGCCAUGUAAUGAGAACAAGAUUUAUUACAAACCUCAGAAGGGAAACCAUACCACCUGUAACCCACCACAGUCAUCCCAACUGAUUCCCUCAUUUUAACUUUGUGUGACUGCCUCCACAUAGUUUUAUGAUCCGUAGCCUGCCAAUAGGAUUCAGAGUGAGUUAUCUCAGAGGGAGUGGAAGCUAGCGUGUUCAGGCAAGAUACACUGCCUCACUUUGCAUUUUCCUCAUCCUUAUUUCGAAAGAAAGCCUCAGAGCACCUCUAAUUGCUACAAAAGUCUCACGUCUUGAUGUGUAUCUCCGCAAUGGAUCGUACGAAUGUGUGUGAAAAGUCAAGUUGAAUCAGGGCAAGGUCAACAGGGAUCCACAAAAGAAGUCCAUGGGAGAGAAGGCUCAACGUAUACAGCAGCUUAAAGAUGAGAGGGAAGCAGUGCAGAAGAGAACCUUCACCAGGUGGAUGAAUGUGUUUCUGCAGAGACGUGAACCUCCGAUUGAAGUGUACGACCUGUUCACAGACAUUCAGGAUGGUAGAAUACUCAUGGCUCUGCUGGAGGAGCUGUCUGGGUGCCAACUACUUUACAGGUUUAGGUCUUCUUCUCACCGCAUUUUCAGACUGAACAACAUUUCCAAAGCCCUGGCUUUCCUUGAUGAUAGACAUGUGAAGUUACUUGGCAUCGAUGCCUCUGGUAUUGCUGAUGGGACUCCCUCUGUUGUUCUUAACCUUAUCUGGACCAUGAUCUGUAUUUCCAGGCAGGUAAAAGAGGUGACAGCAGGCCUCCAGAGACAUUUAUCUUCUAGCCUCUCCUCCUUAUCAACGAGCAGUUACCCCUCCUCCAGCGACCUCUCGCCCCCGCCAAAUGACAUUGGCAGCUAUUUCUGCAGCACCCUGCCAAGCAAAGGCAAAAAGGCUGCCAAAGACCUAAAGUACCACGGGAAAUCAAUCAAGACUCUACUGCGAUGGGUCCAGAGAUGCACAUCAAAGUUUGGAGUGGAGGUGCAUGACUUUGGGAGGAGCUGGAGGAGUGGGCUGGCCUUUCUCGCCAUGAUUAAGUCCAAACACAGCUUGGUUGACCUGAGGGCAAGCCUGUCCAGAGAGCCAAGGGAAAACAUUAAGCUGGCGUUCAUGAUAGCCCAUCACAGUCUGGACAUACCACCUCUGCUGGAGCCUGAAGACAUAUCAGGCUCUUCACCAGAUGAGCAGUCCAUCAUCACCUAUGUGUCGAUGUUCCUGAGGUUUUGUCCAGACAAAGAUGAGGAUCGUACGUCAGAUAUUGAAGUUCCUGAUAUCCCAAAUGUUGGAUCACUUGGGUCCGUCAGUCUUGGAGAAAUCCUCGCUGAUGACCCAGAAGCCCAAGCAUUGCUCUACGGCGUGCAGAAGAGCAAUGAACAGCUACUGUGGAAACGAUGGGCCAGGAGAUCCCAAGGAAGCCCCUGUGCCAACUCGCUUCACACAGCUGAAACCACAUCACCAUUCAACCACAAGAAAAGCAGGAGUCGAAGCAUUUUACAGCCUCCCAGUCCACUGAAUACAGGCGUAGUCAACCAGGAGAUCCGAUCAUGGAUGGAGAAAGCGCCUGUGGAUCAGGCAUACAGCAAGCCAAGGGUGGAUGAAAGUCACUUUUCUUUGAGCUCAGAGGAAGGAAUCUACAGCUUGUCUGCACUGGACUCAGAUGAGGAGGAUGCCUACUGCUACAUAUUGGAUCUGAAUAAAGAGGUUUUUCAACCAUAUAAUCAGAUAAAAAGACAAGUUCCAAGGGUCGAAGAGGAAACGGAGGAAGAAAUGUUUCUUAAUGGAGAGCAUGCUGAAUUAAAACAUCUGGAAGUAUGUGAAACUUUAAAUGUCAGUGGAUGUACACAUCAAGAAGAUUCACUAGUGCAAAAUGUUGUAUCUGAAGUCAGAGAUCAAUCAGUGGUUCAUAGGACGUUUGAUAAGGACAAAAAUGAAAGGAGUUCCACAGAGGUGGCAAACAGCAUAGCUGCGUUUGACAUGGAACCAAAGGAAGGCAGCAGGAAGGAGCAUGAAGUUGAGAGAGUUGUUAGAGGACAGAGAAAUUAUGCUGGAGACGACUCUGAGGAAGAGAGGGAGAAGUCAGAAAAUGCUAGAUUUGUAAUGCAUGGACAUGAUAAAAGGGAUGCUCUGGUAGAUGAAACCCAAAACACAACGGUUCUUGAAGAGUCUAAUUGUCUAACAGUUGAAGAGGAUACUGUAAAGGAGGAAGAGAGGGAAAAUAAGCAAAGUGUAGAUUCUGAAAGUUCCAAGGUAGGAGAAAAUGGAAAAAUAUUAUCUGAUGAGGCUGUAAAUGAAGUCAGCAGAGGCGAUGCAACUACAAUGAACACAGAGGAAGAAAAUUACAGGAAAUACAAUCCCCCCAAAAUGGCUAAUUUAUCUUGUGAAGAACAAAACAAGGGAGAAAACAGUGAUGAAGUCAUGAAUCCAAUGGAUUUUGAGGAAGUUACAACAGCAGAGCGGAACGACAGAGACAAUAUGACUCAGAAAUGUAAACUUACUGUCAAGAAGGUAUCAACAGUAGACCAUGUUGACAAAACUGCUCCCAAAAAUAACACCAACGGAGGUGUUAAUGUCCAUCCUGCCUGUGGUGCAACUUCUUGGUUAUUCAGAGAAGGAGGAUUAAUCUUUCAAUCUCCAGCAGCCUUUUGUGGCAUAACCCCAUUAGAGCUGGAAAUGCUCUUGCUCCUGUGGAUCCUGCUGUACUGCUACUUUAUCUUACCUCAAAUGAACUUCUGAGUUACCCUGCAUCGAGCCCUUCCUAUUACCAGAUGGCCACUGCCAACUUUAAAUCAAUUGAAAUUUUUAGAAAUCUGACUUUCAAUCCAAUUAUUUCUAACCGUAUUUAACUUUGAGUUUUAUCCAUUUCACGUCUUUGACAGUUUUAAUGCCCAACAUGUCUAUCAAAUCUUUAAGACUAUUCCUGGUUUUUGGUGUUACAGUGCACAUUGUAGUUACUGUUCUCCGGGUUGGUCUCUAUCACCUUUUAUUUAAGUUUCUCUAUGCUUUAUUUUGUGUAUGGUAGAUCUUCAGAAUGCAUCUAAUACUAUUUUGUUUUUGCAGAGGUGUAUCUCUUUUAGCUUAGUCAAACAGAUGUAUGCAGAAAAAAAAACUUCAUUCAAGAGUUUAAAUCACACUUCAUGUCCUUGAAGUAGGAUUUCAAAUUAAUGUCAGGAAAGGAAUGUAAACUACUAAAUACGCACAUUUGAAACUUGAUCUAGAAUUGUGAAGUUCAAGGAUUUUCUUUCAAAUGUAACGUGUUUAAGUAAAGUUGCUAGGCUGCACAAAUUGGACUGUUGUUUCUUCCCCACUGUUAACAGUGCAAAGCAUUGCAAGCAGUAUAAAGUCACUCCUGUCAUUGGUCCUUAAAUUCCUUAUGAUAUGUAAUUCAAUCAUCACAAAUCAACAGUUUCAACUGUGUCUUAUCAUGAAAUGAUUAAAGACCUGUAAAAUUGUGCUGUGGUUGACAUGAGAAAAAAAACCCAUCUGUCCUCACUGACUAUUGUAAACACAUAAAUAAAUGAUGUUAUCUUUAGAAGUCA